AUGGCGCGUUCUGACUAUCACUUGAUUUGGAAUUCGAUGUUUCUUUAUGAAGUGGAAUUUUCGUCUGUUAUACGAGGUCAUCAUGUUUACAAAGCGGCGUGGUCUCCAAUCAUAGGAAAGUCUCUGGCAUGCAGGAAUGAUGACCGUAAAGGAGCUAAAGAACACGUUGAAUACGCAGUUGGGACUUACCUUGAAGCUGAUAACAAACUUGUUGGGCAUGUGCCGAUGGAACUUUCCUUCCUUAUAAUCACAUUUAUCAAAGCCCGCCAUGAUAAUAAAUUACAGGUCAAAGUGACUGGAUCAAGAAGACUGGAAAACGGACUUGUUGUCCCCGGAGCGUUCCUAGCGAGAACAACCAGCAGAGCAAUCGCCACAAAAUUUGAAGAAGAGAUAACUCGUUUGAAGGAAUUAUGUACUCACAUGGACAUAACAGUUGAGAAACUCAAACGAAGACCACUGUUUUUGAAAUGCAUUAUUACGUACGGGUCGUCUCGGAGGCCACAAACAACUGAAAGCACUCCUUUUAAAGAGUCAACAACAAAGGUGGCAAAAUCCUUCACCCAACCAGUAAUUGCAACAUUUUCUACACUUAAAAACCGACACACAUUUAAAUCCCUAGCACAAGGGAUUACGUUUAAGAAUACCGUUGGUGAAUCUUCUCCGCAAAAUGGUUCAACACGCGGGCUAAACCUGGUGUUGAUCGUCAUAGUGCUUCUGGCCAUUUUUAUCCUGGCAAUUGCAGUCGUAUUCGGAAUAUCAUUUUUUCGGCGACACCAAGGUCAUAAGAACCAAGCGAGAGGAGAUAUCAUUUUGCCUUACAGAUCACCUUCAGAUCACCUUCGCGAUCGGGUCACUUGCACUUACGAGGUGCCCCCGAGUUCCGAACUGCAAUCGAUCGAUCCUGUGCUUGGCCAACAAAUACAGAGUUCUGCCGAGGUUACUGUUCACCUAACCCUUUCACAAACCGAAUCUGGGCCGAUCACCCAUGAUCCAGCGAGCGACUGCAAAAAAGAGUGCGAGCACGAUCACCUAGACGAGACUAAUCGAAAGUCAUGGUCAAUGAGCGAAGGAUGUUCAGAUAUUCAGGAAAAAGCACGAGAAAACACAGUCUUGGUGAGUGGUGAGAAAGGAAUACAGCAGCCACUUGCUUUGUGCGAUAAAAAAGAAGAAGGAAAAGAUUACGUAUACGCUGUGGUUCAUAAAGAAAGAAAAAGCGGAGUCAGUUCUGAAGCAAGCACUCUCAAAAAAUCAUCGGACCGCCCUCAGGAAGGAACAGGGUUACCUGUGAACCGGAGGUCCUGUGUCGAUUGUAAUGACCAUUCGUCGCAUCCAACUGAUUUAGGACUCGACAAAAACACAGAGGCUACAGAGAGCGAGACACUUCAGGCUGGCGGGAACAGUGAAUAUUUGUACGCAGCUGUUGAAAAGACGAAAAAGAAGAAACCGCCACAGAAGCCCCCUCCAUACCGUGGCCUUGUGUACGCUGAUCUGAUCCAUUCCCGAGAAAGUAGCGCAAAGCUUGUCAAAGAACAGUCCCAAACAGUAUACGCCCAAAUUGAUCAUGCCAAGACAGCAAGCGUGAUGAUAUCGCAGCACAAUCUGGAGGGAAAAAAGAAAGGCGAACAUCAUUGA
This is a messenger RNA of Pocillopora verrucosa, 1632 nucleotides long. NCBI's taxonomy places the organism in Eukaryota, Metazoa, Cnidaria, Anthozoa, Scleractinia, Pocilloporidae. The record is from RefSeq and is a predicted model, not a curated record.